Messenger RNA from Linepithema humile (Argentine ant), 1592 nucleotides. RefSeq names its product Calumenin scf (gene scf). Gene Ontology annotation, molecular function: calcium ion binding. Lineage: Eukaryota; Metazoa; Arthropoda; Insecta; Hymenoptera; Formicidae. The record is from RefSeq and is a predicted model, not a curated record. Gene Ontology annotation, cellular component: endoplasmic reticulum.
AGAAUCUUCAUUCGUUAUCAUCUCUGCGGUCCACGUGGAAGCUGUGGAUUCGUUUUCUUCGCAGCCGCCGAACAUCCGACAAGCGUUCUACGUACAGGCGCGCAUUUCGUCGGCGGCGUCGCGCGUCCCUCGUAACGAGCACAAAAUUAAGUGGUGGGGUGAAGAGGGAGUAUAGCGUUCGGUUUUGCCGUUCUUGCUGAUGUGGAAGCCCAGAAGUCGUGCGAAGAGAAGUCUCGCAAUUCGAAGUGUCUGUUUCACGGGGAGACGUCGCUCGUCCUGACACUCGAGAGUUCCUCGCCGAGUCUCUUAGUCAUCGCUUUCUUUUCUUUUUUUUUUCCACGUCGUUACGUCCUCGUGGAAUACGAGAACUCAUGUUUUUCCAAAUACUAAUUGGUUUCUCCGUGCUGGCAACGGCAAUCCCCAAGCCAGACAGCGAACAUCGUGUCCUGGACAAGGAUGUAAGCGGUCAGGACCAUUAUAUAAACAAACAGCACAAUCCAGUCUACGAUCAUGAAGCCUUCCUGGGAGAAGAAGCUAAAACCUUUGAUACACUUACUCCUGAGGAAAGUACCAGGAGGCUAGGGAUAAUUGUUGAUAAAAUAGACAAGGAUAGUGAUGGCUACGUAACGCAUGAGGAGCUUAAAGAUUGGAUAAUGUACACGCAACAACGUUACAUUAGGGACGACGUUGAACGUCAGUGGAGAUCGCACAAUCCACAGGAAAAAGAGAAAUUGUCCUGGACGGACUAUAAACAUAUCGUCUACGGCGACAUAGACGAAAAUGAGAAAGAGAGACAGAAUCCGGACGACGAAUCCUUUUCGUAUUUUCAAAUGCUCAAGAGGGAUCGCAGAAGAUGGACUGUUGCGGAUCUAGACGGUGAUGAUCUGCUGACCAAGGAGGAAUUCACAGCCUUCCUUCACGCGGAAGAUGCUGAGCAUAUGAAGGAUGUGAUAGUGCUGGAGACGAUGGAGGAUAUCGAUAAGGAUGGUGAUGGCAAGAUAUCUCUUAUAGAAUAUAUCGGUGAUAUGUACAAUGGCGACGAGAAUGAGGAGGAGCCAGAAUGGGUGAAGAAUGAGAGAGAACAGUUUUCCUCUUACAGAGACAAGGAUGGGGAUGGAUUCCUAAAUGCUGACGAGGUGAAAACAUGGAUUAUUCCUGCGGAAUUUGACCACGCAGAGGCAGAAUCUAGGCACUUAAUUUAUGAAGCGGAUACGGACGCUGAUCACAAGCUCACGAAGGUCGAGAUAUUGGAGAAAUAUGAUGUUUUCGUAGGAUCUCAGGCGACAGAUUUUGGUCAGGCGCUAACAAGGCAUGACGAGUUUUAACGUGAAAUGCAAUUUCAUAAAAAAACGUUAUUAACGAACAAAUUACUUAUAACGGUCUACUUAAGAUCCUAUAGCUUGUAAAUUAACGAAGGAGAUUGAUUUAUUUAUCUAUUUACUUUAAUGAAUAUGUGUUUCUUUUUAUAUAUCGUUGGUAUUUACAUAAUUAGUAACAUAGAGAAAAAAAAAGAAAUGCAUGAAAUCCGCCAAAGCUUAUAAGGAUUAAUUAGCUGUUGUUGCAAUAAAUUUUUUAUAUUGUCAUUCUAUUAA